GCAACUUUCACAGUUGAAGAGAACAGAAGACACAGCGUUUCUCUUACUCUUUGCUAAAGGCGCUGCUAUCUCAAAGCCCAGCCAGUAUGUCUGCAUGGGAGGACUUUGACGUGAUUUUCUUGUUCAAUCCCAAUUUCGUGUACGAUGGGAAGCUCGUCGACCAGAUCCUCUCCAACCGCCGGGCGCUGGAGAAUCAACUCUUCGUUGACCGAUUGCUAGAGCUUCUGGGUCUCAAACCAGUCGCGACACACUACCCACCAAGGUCCAAUUCAGACCUCCGAAGUCUGGUCCAUCACAUAGUUUCCUCCUCGUUUCCAAGCCACCAAAAACAGGCAUUGAUAUACUACAUCCUCAAGGAUUGUCGCGGAUCCGGCGAUGCGGUGACCCAUUUUGCUCGUCGGUGCCAUUUGCCUGACCGGUAUAGACUGUUCAUCGAGGGUCUCUGGCACUUGGACCGACUGGAAUUCAAACGAGCUCUGGAAUACCUAUCGGAACCAGCUCUCAUCCCAACCUUCCCUGAUGAAAUUCUCUAUGUCCUCACACUUCCCAAUCUUCCAAAGCAAGAUGACAGUCUCGUGAUGGCAUAUUACUUUACGGUAUCCCCGCCUCUUGCAUCUGAGAAGGUUCGGACGGCAUUCUUCGACACGCUGUGCCGCGCCAGCAUUACGGAGGCGUUCUACUUUACCAGAGAACAUGACGAAUUGCGCCGUCGAAGCUAUCUAGAACAGCUCAUUAUCUUCGUCCACAAGGCUAGUCCCGGUCAGACGCGUAGCAAGCGCGCCAUGGAGCUGAUAAAUCUUCCGUUUGAUGAGAAGGAGGAGGCAUGGUUCGAGGAGGCUUUGCUCAAGGGCAACGCGAGAACACUCCCAGGUGCUCGGGACACGGCAAUGAUGCGACGUCUUGCGACCAGGAAGCUGGACGGUCUUUCUACAGAACUCGAGUCCCUUGGUGGGAAAAAGAUUGAUGGGUUGAAUUGGGAUGAUCUCAAGCAGAGAAUGAAAUCUGCUCAAACAUCGGAUGUCGCCCGUGGGUAACAGUUCUAGAAACAGCAUUGGUCAGAUGCAAGUAAUGUGUCCAGUUGCUUGUUUCUCCUUUUUUAUGCUCAUAAUGGCGGAUUUGGCAAAGGAGUUCCGGUUGCAAUAAUGGAGCAGUCUCAUAGUGACAGUCGGGAAUUGAAAUUUUAGCUGGUAAUACCCAUCAGAGCAGACAGUCAAAAUAUAUUUCCAGAAAUUUAAUGAAAA
Molecule: messenger RNA, 1241 nt
Organism: Monascus purpureus
Lineage: Eukaryota; Fungi; Ascomycota; Eurotiomycetes; Eurotiales; Aspergillaceae
Source: the annotation of a GenBank genome assembly